Messenger RNA from Choloepus didactylus (southern two-toed sloth), 3516 nucleotides. It is a transcript of the gene TBC1D22B, whose product is annotated as TBC1 domain family member 22B. The coding region runs from base 131 to 1648 and encodes 505 amino acids. The record is from RefSeq and is a predicted model, not a curated record. Lineage: Eukaryota; Metazoa; Chordata; Mammalia; Pilosa; Megalonychidae. Gene Ontology annotation, molecular function: GTPase activator activity. Gene Ontology annotation, biological process: activation of GTPase activity. The transcript is spliced from 13 exons.
CCCAGGAGCUGGGUGCGGGUGACCCGCGACGGGGAAGCGGCCUGGGUUGGCCCUCCGGUUGCGGGGUCUGGGGGCGUCUGGCCCGGUCCCCCAACUGGCCCGCCUACAACGCCUACCCCGGGCCACAGCAAUGGCCGCCGAGAACAGCAAGCAGUUUUGGAAGAGGAGCGCCAAGCUGCCGGGGAGCAUCCAGCCUGUGUAUGGAGCACAGCACCCUCCUCUGGACCCUCAGCUCACCAAAAACUUCAUUAAAGAACGGUCAAAAGUCAAUGCAGUUCCUCUGAAGAAUAAGAAGGCCUCCAGUUUUCAUGAGUUUGCCCGGAAUACCAGUGAUGCUUGGGACAUUGGUGAUGAUGAGGAAGAGGACUUUUCCUCACCUUCUUUCCAAACUCUGAACUCAAAGGUUGCUUUGGCAACUGCAGCCCAGGUCCUAGAAAACCACAGCAAGCUGAGGGUGAAACCAGAACGGUCCCAGUCAACAACAUCCGAAAUUCCUGCCAGCUACAAGGUCAUAAAGUCUAGCAGUGAUGCCCAGCUGUCCAGAAACUCCAGUGACACAUGCCUGAGGAACCCUCUCCACAAACAGCAGUCACUCCCUCUCCGACCUAUCAUCCCCCUUGUUGCCCGGAUCUCGGACCAGAAUGCUUCUGGGGCUCCGCCGAUGACCGUCCGGGAGAAAACCCGCCUAGAAAAAUUCCGUCAGCUUCUCUCCAGCCACAACACUGACUUAGAUGAGCUGAGGAAGUGUAGCUGGCCAGGGGUUCCCAGGGAGGUUCGUCCUGUAACCUGGAGACUCCUGUCGGGCUAUCUUCCAGCAAACACUGAGAGGAGGAAAUUGACCCUGCAGCGGAAGCGGGAGGAGUAUUUUGGCUUCAUUGAGCAGUAUUAUGACUCUCGAAAUGAGGAGCAUCACCAGGAUACCUACAGACAGAUUCACAUUGACAUUCCAAGGACAAAUCCUCUCAUUCCGUUGUUCCAGCAACCACUUGUACAGGAGAUCUUCGAAAGAAUUCUAUUUAUUUGGGCCAUCCGACACCCUGCCAGUGGGUAUGUCCAGGGAAUUAAUGACCUGGUCACUCCGUUCUUUGUCGUCUUCCUCUCAGAAUAUGUGGAAGAGGAUGUGGAGAACUUUGACGUGACCAACUUGUCUCAGGACAUGCUACGAAGCAUUGAAGCCGAUAGCUUUUGGUGCAUGAGCAAGCUGCUGGAUGGAAUCCAGGAUAACUACACCUUUGCACAGCCAGGGAUCCAGAAGAAGGUCAAGGCACUAGAGGAGCUUGUCAGCCGGAUUGAUGAGCAGGUACAUAAUCACUUCAGGAGGUACGAGGUCGAAUACCUACAGUUUGCCUUUCGCUGGAUGAACAAUCUUCUUAUGCGGGAACUUCCCCUUCGCUGCACCAUCCGCCUGUGGGACACAUACCAGUCUGAACCAGAAGGAUUCUCCCACUUCCAUCUCUACGUGUGUGCCGCCUUCUUGAUCAAGUGGAGGAAAGAGAUCUUGGAUGAGGAGGACUUUCAGGGUCUCCUCAUGCUGCUACAGAACCUACCUACAAUACACUGGGGCAACGAAGAGAUUGGGCUGCUUCUCGCUGAGGCAUAUAGACUCAAGUACAUGUUUGCUGAUGCCCCCAAUCACUACCGCCGAUAGGUGCUGCCUCCCCACGGGGACCCAGACUGCCCCAUCUCUGAUGGCAAUCUGAUCACUGUGGCCACUGUGCAAGCUGUGGACCCUGGCCAGGAACCACUCCUGCUGUAAAAAGCUCACACCCGCCACCCAGGUCUUAACUUUCUGGUGUGCCUGUCCACCACUCCAUGUCUCUGGGUGCAUCUCUUGGACCACUGUCAGUAUUUCAUGCCAUGUGGAUGGGCCCAGCUCUGGGAGAGGACAGAAAAGGAGGUACAGGGUUGUCUGCCCCUUUAAAAGAAACCGGACAAAAGAAGGGGAAGACUCAGGGUCUCAACUCACAUUGCCCCUACAUGGACUGGCUGUCUCACCUCCCCAACCCAACUGAUAUGUUGCUCUUCGUGAAAUAGUUUGAUUUGAUCGCAGGUCAAAACGCCUUAUGUUUAAGACUCCUGGCCCCUCUCCCUCUCCCGUUUUCUAGCCCUUCUCCUUCUGCCCUAGACUGAGCCAGUGAGGAGCAGCUUUUCAAGACCACUGCUCUCAGGUGGAGGAGGUACUGAGGCUUUUAACUCUGGGAAGAGACCUACACCCAAGGGCUAGGAAUUUUAUUUUUCCCUUCCCCACCAGAUAUCUGUAUGUGUGUGUGUGUGAGAGUGUGUAUGCAUACACACCCAUCAGCAUUUAGGUACAUGUCUGAAUGUCUGUCUCCAGACUGGCCUGACUAGAACCAUCCGGGAAGGGCCUCAGUCACCAGGUAUACAAGCAUCCCUUGAGAAGGAUCAGGGCAGGGGGGAGGAGAGGCUUUUUAGCUCUCCGAACCCUUUUCCAUGUUGACCCACUCCAAGAUAUUAUGUGUAAAUUGUGUUAUUAUGUAUAUGGGUAAGGAUGUACAAAUAUAUGUCCUCUUUGUAGCAGAUAUGAUUUUAUAUUUAUAAUGUGCAUCACCAUGUGAAAGCAUUCUAGGUCACUGGCACAGAUGAAGUUGCCAGGCAAGCGGCUUCAGUGACCCAGGCUGGUUUCAAGUGCCCUCCUGUGAGGGAAAUGGGAUGGUCAUCUGCGUGAGUGAGUGUAGCUGAGCAGAUGGCACUGCUUUUAAAACCAGUGGCAGCUAUCCCAAGCAUCAGUAUCCCAGUUUUUCUCUCCUCCCCUUUCUCCCCACUCCUCCUUGGGCCUUUCUGGAGCAUCUUCCCUGCUCCCUCCCCCUCUUCAGCAGAAAAGGAUGUGAAGACACAACUCCCUUCCCUUCACCCCUAGCAGCCUCCCAGAGAGGGGACUGCAGAGACAGAAGCCCCUUCUGCAUGAUUUAGCCCCUGCCUUUUCCCCAGAAUCUGGGGAGGACUUUUAUUUUUUAUAUUUUUUAAUCAGCAUUUUAUUCAGGACAGAAGUUAGGACUGACUAGUCAGUGCCAAGGAAAGGAAAGGGGUUUCCAGUGUGUCCCUGGUGUUUUGGGCUCUUCUCAGUAUUCACACUGUCACCAUCAUACUCACACAGCACAUGAGACUUGCGACCCAUGUUUGAUUUUUGGUAUUUGUUAGUGGGGGGGGGGGGUGGCAAGCAGCUGUCAUCCUCUUAGGAAGCCAAGCCGUGUUCCCAGUGGGUGACACCUUGAGCCUCAUUGCCAGCUAAGCCACACCAUGCCAGUAUAUGUUAAGUUUGUCAUCUGGAACUGUUUCUCAGGCAUUCUUCCUAACCCUUUUCCUUUUCCCCUUUUGUGUGCCUCAAUAGUUUCCUUCACUGAGUGAGAGGAUUUGUGACCCUCCCUCAACCAGACUAAUUAAAGAAAGACACUUGUGUUCCCAAGUGGUGGUUUUAUUUUUUUAGUUUUUAUGUUUGUAUGGGAAAUUGUGGAUAAAGUGAAAGAAUUGUAAAUAAAUAGUGUAUUUCCUCCUCUA